Closterium sp. Naga37s-1 is the source of this 1164-nucleotide messenger RNA. The record is from the annotation of a GenBank genome assembly. Lineage: Eukaryota; Viridiplantae; Streptophyta; Zygnematophyceae; Desmidiales; Closteriaceae.
AUGUGGCCGAAUAAUUACGGCGUCUGGGUCGACGAAUUUGAGGCGCUAGACCUGGCGGACUGUCUAGACUACGUUUGGCAAAAAGCCGUGGUGUAUUUAGACGACGGAAAGCAAAAGUAUCUGGACCGGCCGUAUGGGAGAGUGAGUCGGCGAGCUCUAAAGAUGAAGAUGGCGUCGCAAUGCAUCAAGAAUGGAGUCACAUUUCACGCGGCUAAGGUUGACAGCGUGGAGCACACAGCAGACAGCUCGGUGGUGCGAUGCAGCGACGGCACCGAGAUCAGAGCGGCCGUGGUGCUGGACGCCACAGGCUUCUCGCGGCGCCUCGUGCAGUGCUCACAGCCGUACAACCCGGGCUACCAGGCCGCGUGGGGAAUCGUUGCCGAGGUGGAUUCGCAUCCGUUCGAGCUGGACCAGAUGGUGUUCAUGGACUGGCGGGACUCGCAUCUCACCCCGGGCACGCCCAUGCACAAGAGCAACGCCGACCUCCCCACCUUCCUCUACGCCAUGCCCCUCUCCCCGACCACCGUCUUUCUAGAGGAGACGUCGCUAGUGGCGCGGCCAGCCGUGGCGUUUGACGAGAUCCAAAGGCGCCUGGAGAAGCGCCUGGCGCAUCUGGGGAUUAAAGUGAACGCCAUCACCGAGCAAGAGUACUGCCUCAUCCCCAUGGGCGGUGUGCUGCCAGACAUGCCACAACGUGUGCUGGGGAUAGGAGGCACAGCGGGCAUGGUCCACCCCUCCACUGGCUACAUGGUGGCGCGGACGCUGGCAGCAGCGCCAGUGGUGGCGGCGGCGAUAGUGAAGCAGCUGGAGCGGGAGGGGCGGGAGCAGGGCGAGCGGAGGGGCGGCGACAGCUUGUCAGCGCGCGUGUGGGAGGACGUGUGGCCGCUGUGGCGCAAGGAGCAGCGCGAGUUCUUCUGCUUCGGCAUGGACGUGCUGUUAAGGCUGGAUCUAGCAGGCAACCGGCGGUUCUUUGACGCCUUCUUUGACCUCACGCCCUACCAGUGGCACGGCUUCCUCUCCUCUCGCCUCAACAUCGUCGAGCUCAUCUCGUUUGGUCUAUCACUCUUCAAGAACGCCUCCAACCCAGCACGGAUUGAGAUCAUGGCCAAGGGGCUACCUGGCCUUGGCACACUCAUUCAAAACGUCGUCAAGAUGCGUGUCUAG